AUGCUUCUCUCAGUAACCAGAAGGUUUAAGCUGUCGACUACUACUCUACCCUUACUCUUCCGACGACGCUUCAUGGCCUCCGUAGCUCCACCUCCCAAGCGCGUCGGCACCCACAACGGAAGCUUCCACUGCGACGAAGCCCUCGGCUGCUUCAUGAUUCGUCUCACCCACAAGUUCUCCAACGCAGAAAUCGUCCGCACCCGCGACCCCAAGGUUUUGGAGGGUUUGGACGCUGUGCUUGAUGUUGGGGGUGUUUACGAGCCGAGUACGGAUCGGUACGAUCAUCACCAGAAGGGUUUUGAGGAGGUUUUUGGGCAUGGGAUCAAUACCAAGCUCAGUAGUGCUGGAUUGGUUUACAAGCAUUUUGGGAAGGAGAUAAUAGCCAAGGAGCUUCAGGUUGAUGAAGGGCAUAUCGAUGUGCAGAGGCUGUUCUUGGCUGUAUACAAAAGCUUUGUGGAGGCAAUUGAUGCAGUUGACAAUGGGAUCAAUCAGUAUGAUACGGACCAGCCUCCAAGAUAUGUGAAUAAUACACACUUGUCUUCGAGGGUGGGGAGGUUUAAUUUGGACUGGAUAGAUCCUGAUCAGUCGUCUGAGAAGGAGAAUGAAGCCUUUCAACAAGCAAUGGCUCUAGCUGGCAGUGAAUUUUUAAAUAGCCUCCGUUUUCAUGCCAAAUCGUGGUUACCGGCACGGUCUAUUGUGAUGGAAUGUCUCUUAGCAAGAUGGAGUAUCGAUUCCAGUGGAGAAAUUAUGGUUUUGAAUCGGUUUUGUCCUUGGAAGCUUCAUUUAUUUGAACUUGAAGAGGAGAUGAAGAUCGACCCUCCCAUCAAAUAUGUUCUCUAUCAGGAUGACAGGAGUAAAAGCUGGCGUGUUCAAGCGGUGGCAGUAGCCCCUGAUAGAUUUGAGAGCCGAAAGCCUCUUGCAUCUCAAUGGCGGGGUCUGAGGGACGAUGAGCUCUCAACAGCAACCGGAAUUCCCGGAUGCGUCUUUGCCCACAUGAGUGGGUUCAUUGGCGGCAAUCAAACAUACGAGGGUGCUCUUGCCAUGGCCAAGGCCAGUCUGAAGCUUUCAUGAACAAGAUUUUGACCUGCAUUAGCAUUUACCGAUUCAGAUGGAUUACUAAACUCAGACCUUCGCAUUCUCAUCUCCCUAAGGAACCAUUUUUCCCUUGAGUUUCUACAAAUUGUAUUGCAAUAUGCCCAUGACUUGAGCCUUGAGGCUAUUGUUUUACUAAUGACUUGGAAUUCGCAAUUUAUCUAGCUAUAUGUAUCUGGUUGUUCAUUUGGCAUUGAAGUUGAUUUAGACAUAUA
Molecule: messenger RNA, 1307 nt
Organism: Argentina anserina (silverweed cinquefoil)
Lineage: Eukaryota; Viridiplantae; Streptophyta; Magnoliopsida; Rosales; Rosaceae
Cellular component (GO): cytoplasm; nucleus
Source: RefSeq, a predicted model, not a curated record